AGGGAGCGAAGCCCUAGGUAACUUGCCGCUUUCUUCCCCAUUUACUCUUUUCAUUUUGAACUCACUCACAGAGCCACAGUCUCUCUACUUGAAAUAAAUCUUUUUUCUGCUUAAAGUUUGAGUUGCCGGAUUUUGCUCGACGGAGUAAUUUCCGGUUUUCUCCGUUCAUAACGGUUCUGUUAACGUUACCGUGAGGAAGGCGAAAUAUUCUUAGCUGAAAAUUUUGCACGAAGAUGAGUUCAAGAAGAGGAGGUGAAAAACCAGUUGGUGCUAAUGCAGCCGAAGAUGAUGGUGAGUGGCAGGUGGCUUCAAGGAAGUCUAAAAACAAAACAAAUAGCAGUGCUCCAAAACCUGGUGUUAGUGGCGCUGGAAGGGCUUCUGGGAAAACAUGGGCACAUACUUCAGAAUCUAGGACACAACCCAGCUGGGGGAGUGCGAAGCCCCAGUUGCCCAGGAAAAUGCCUGAGAGAAGUUAUAUGGCCCCUCAACCGGUAAUUCCUCCUCCUUUGGAGCGGGGUUGGAACUGGCAAUCUAGAGCUGGUUCUUCUUCAUCUAAAGGUUCUGAAGAUGGUCACAAAGACAAAGACAAAAGUGUCUAUGAUGAUUACAAGGAUAAUGCUGAUGAAAAUUAUGAUGAUGACAAGGAAGACAACUCUGAUAUUGCGGAUGAUUCAGAGGAUGAACUCUUCAGUGAUGAAUUUGAUUCAGAUACCAGUCAAAAGAGUCAUGAGACUCGAAAGAAGAGUCGAUGGUUCAGGAAAUUCUUUGAAAGCUUGGAUAAUUUGACUGUUGAAGAGAUAAAUGAACCAGAAAGGCAGUGGCACUGUCCAGCGUGCCAGCGCGGUCCAGGUUCUAUCGACUGGUACCGUGGCCUUCAGCCACUAAUGGUCCAUGCCAAAACAAAAGGAGCUAAGAGGGUGAAGCUCCACAGGGAACUUGCAAAGCUUCUGGAAGAGGAGUUGCACCGGCGGGGAACUUCGGUCUUUCCAGCUUCUGAAUUAUUUGGCAGGUGGAAAGGGUUGAAAGAUGAAGAGAAGGAUCAUGAGAUAGUUUGGCCACCCAUGGUGAUCAUAAUGAAUACCAGGUUGGAGAAAGAUGAUGGUGAGAAGUGGAUUGGGAUGGGGAAUCAGGAACUUUUAGAGUACUUUGGCUCUUAUGCUGCUGUGAGGGCUCGACAUUCUUAUGGUCCACAGGGGCACCGUGGAAUGAGUGUGCUAAUUUUUGAAAGUUCUGCUGGGGGAUACCUAGAAGCAGAACGUCUGCAUAAACAUUUUUCUGAGCAAGGAACUGAUAGAGAAUCUUGGAAUAGGAGGCAGGUAUUAUUCCACCCUGGAGGGGAGCGACAAUUAUAUGGUUUUAUGGCAGUAAAGGAAGACAUCGAUUUCUUCAAUCAGCACUCACAAGGAAAAUCGAGGCUGAAGUAUGAGUUAAGAUCAUAUCAAGAGAUGGUUGUACGCCAGAUUAGACAAAUGAGUGAGGACAACCAGCAGCUCAAUUACUUAAAGAUCAAAGUGGAUAAAGCUACAAGGCAUUCGAAAACUCUGGAAGAAUCUUUUGGUAUUGUGAGUGAGAGGCUGAGAAAGACAAUGGAGGAGAAUCGCAUUGUCAAGCAAAGAACAAAGAUGCAAUAUGAACAGACCAAGGAAGAGAUGGACUUCCAAGAACAGUUUUACAAAGAGCAAAUCAGAAUGAUCCAGGAAGCAAGAGAUGCCAAAGAGGAGGAUUUUGAAAGGCUACAGCAAGAUGAGCGGGAGAAAGCGAAGCAAUCAAUCGAAAAUGCAUCCAACAUUGAAGACACGAGGCAAAGAACUGAAAGGAUGGCGAAUUUCAUAAAGCUACAAGACAAAGAAAUGGAAGUGUUCGAGAAGAAGAGAGAGGAGGUAUUCAAAAUACGCGAUGAAAAGAUGGCAGCGUUGAAGCACAGGUUUUACGAAGAACAGUGUGAGAUCGAGAAUGAAUGUAGUGCAAUGCUGACCAAAUUGAUGGAGGAAUACACCCACAUUCAGGAUUCUUCGUAGCUUUUGAAGGAUAUGAAAACUAAGAAUUUGUGAGGGAAAGAAGUGGUUAGCUUUCAGUUUUGUUUCGUCAUGACUUAAACGAAGGGAGCACGCAGCCAGCUUAUUCAAUGGUGUGUAUGCAACUCAGUAUGACUAUAUGUGGACUCUUUUCUUGAACAAUGGCUAACCCUUCUAUUUUUCUCUUGUUGAACUUUCUUAUAUUAAUGUAAGACAUUAAAAUAUCAAGAUAAUUUUCAAAAA
Messenger RNA from Mangifera indica (mango), 2258 nucleotides. RefSeq names its product protein SUPPRESSOR OF GENE SILENCING 3-like. The transcript has 6 exons. Lineage: Eukaryota; Viridiplantae; Streptophyta; Magnoliopsida; Sapindales; Anacardiaceae. Gene Ontology annotation, biological process: defense response to virus; regulatory ncRNA-mediated gene silencing. Bases 234 to 2018 code for a protein of 594 amino acids. The record is from RefSeq and is a predicted model, not a curated record.